Messenger RNA from Haemonchus placei, 870 nucleotides. The record is from the annotation of a GenBank genome assembly. Lineage: Eukaryota; Metazoa; Nematoda; Chromadorea; Rhabditida; Trichostrongylidae.
AUGGAGGAUCUCAAACCUCGUUUGGCUGCCUAUCGCUUCGUCGCCUAUACGGCGGUAGUGUUUUCGGUGAUAGCGGUGUUGUCGAUAUGCCUCACAUUGCCCAUGGUCUACAGUUACAUCCACCACGUCAAGAAGUCUCUAAGAAAUGAUAUCAAGUACUGUAGAGGAUCGGCUCGUGAUAUCUGGGAUGAGGUGAAUUACAUUCAAAACGCUCCGCCUUCAAAUCGUACACGCCGUCAAGCCGGUGGCCUGUGCGAUCAGUGCUGUCUGCCAGGACCCCCAGGUCCACCGGGACCUGCUGGAAGACCAGGCAGACCUGGUGCUCCAGGAGCUCCUGGAAUGCCUGGUCACCCCGGACGUCCUCCAGCGAUGCCUUGCGAACCUGUAACGCCACCACCGUGUCCUCCUUGCCAGGGUGGCCCACCUGGACCUCCUGGACCGGCCGGACCACCUGGUCCAGCUGGAAAUCCUGGUCCAGCAGCUGCGGCAGGGGCUUCACCACCUGGACCCCCUGGACCGAAAGGCCCACCCGGACCGGCUGGAAAACCUGGAGCGCCUGGACCCCCUGGCCCUCCUGGACAGGAUGCAGCAGCUCCCUAUGCUGGCGCUGGACAACCGGGUCCUCCAGGACCACCUGGCCCCGCUGGUCCUCCCGGACCAAAUGGACACCCUGGAACUGGUGGCGGUCCUCCUACCCCUGGACCGAAAGGCCCACCCGGACCACCUGGACCACCUGGACCACCAGGAAACCCUGGUUCACCUGGAGGAGCUGGUGCUGCUGGAUCUGGAGGAGAACGUGGAAUCUGUCCCAAGUAUUGCGCGAUCGAUGGUGGCGUGUUCUUCGACGAUGGCAGCUUCCGACGUCGUUAG